This is a messenger RNA of Chara braunii, 717 nucleotides long. NCBI's taxonomy places the organism in Eukaryota, Viridiplantae, Streptophyta, Charophyceae, Charales, Characeae. The record is from the annotation of a GenBank genome assembly.
CCGAUUUGAUGGAUUGUUUGUUUGGCUGUGGAACUUGUCUUUAUGGUUUGGUGAAGCUAUGCCUGCAUGGUGUACUGCGACAUCUCUGGUCGGGCAGAGAGGCUCCCACUGCUUCUCAAGGGUCAGGGAGUAGGGCCACAGGUUCUUUUUACAUAUGAUGUCCUCGACGUUGGGAAACUGUUUAUAAGCUCUCUACAUGUGUACGAGGUUGACUUGCUAAAUCGAGGUGAGAUCGAGGCGCGGUUUCAGCUUGUGCCAAAUCGGUCUCGCUUUGGCAGGCAGUUUACAAUUGACCCAACGGAGGGUGUUAUUCAUGCUGGCGAGUCCCAGACAAUUUACAUUUCCUUCACUCCAUCAACAAUAGGAGAAUUCUCUGAGCAUUUCAUGUGGAAGGUUGAGGGUUCACUAGAAGACCUUGUGGUGCAUUUGAAGGGAACAGUCAUUGGGCCGACAUUUCACCUUGACAUGGAUACAAUCGACUUUGGCAAGGUGUCAUACAGUUUCCAAUACUCUAAGGAUGUCCAGGUGCAUAAUGACAGUGAUAUCCCGAUGCGUUUCGUACUACGCCUUGAUGUGGAUGAAGGCGUAAAAGGGGAAUUCUCCAUCGUUCCCACUGAAGCAACAAUUCUGCCAUGGAUGAAAUAACUCCCAUCUGUUCAGUAGUCAAAAUAUUUCCGGCAGCUGGUUGGUGGAGGUUUGGCCAGAGGAGCCCAAAUC